AUGGAGUACAGCAGUGUAGAAUCGUUUGAUCUGAACGGAGUUCAAAUCAAGACUGCUAUCAUUGAUAUAAUGAAUAAGAAGAUGAUUGAUGAGCAUAUAUCGUCUCUCUUGCGCUCUGCAACUGAGAAUAGAACCUAUGUAAUAGGGUUUGAUAUCCAGUUUGUUUUUAACACUAAGACGUACAACCACUAUAAAGCUAGUUAUCGGUCUCGAUGCGCAAAUCUCAACUUCUGUGUUGGACAUUCGUGUCUUAUUAUUAGACUAAGACAAUUUUUUGAUUUUAAUAGAUGGUCAAGCUCCUUUACAUCCGUGCUUAAUCUUCUUACUGUACCGGAUUAUACCUUUGUGGGUGUUGGUAUCAAACAUAAUUUGGCCAGGUUGGAGGAGCAGUAUGGGAUUGGGUGCAUGAAUGCAGUGGAACUAGGACCAUUGGCUGCUAGUCUUAUGAAUAAACCUCGUUUGAGUUAUUGUGGCGUCAAUGAAUUGGCUUUUGUGGUCAAUAAUACUGAUUUAAGGAAGUAUAGGCCUGUAAGCAUGGACUUUGAUUGGGGUAGCGUUCCCCUUAGACCUGAACUUGCUAAACUUGCUACUGUUAAUGUUUACUCUUACUACAAGAUUGGGAACACAUUGCUUGGCUGGGAUGCGUCAUUCCCAUCUGAGCCUUUGUUUGAUGAAUAA
This is a messenger RNA of Vicia faba (fava bean), 678 nucleotides long. The record is from the annotation of a GenBank genome assembly. Lineage: Eukaryota; Viridiplantae; Streptophyta; Magnoliopsida; Fabales; Fabaceae.